CACCAAGAAAAAUGAUAUAGGUUUUCAUUUCACUUCGCAAUAAUCCACUUCUACUUUACCAAGGGAAAAUACACUGUUAUGUGACAAAACGGAACAAAGUCUUGAGACAUGAAUAACUUGCUGCCCGUAUCUAUUUACAAAAUAAAGUAACAUGUAUAACAUGACAUUAACAGACUAAAACAUUUUAAAGGACGGAAAAAUACAGGACUUGGAGAUGUUUUUGAAGUCUUGCAUAUAUUACUUACAAGCAACCUACCUGUACUUCCUCUACCUUUCUUUUUUCUUUUGCCUUCUUCGGAAACUUUUUGUAUGAUCUUUUAUUUUAUUAACAGGUUAACAACCAGCACACAACCGCCUCUCUCCUUUCUUCAUUUCUGAUUAUUAUUUACAUUUGCUAACAUAGCCACUCAUAUUUUACAUUCUGUUGGUUUUAAACAAAACCCCUGAUUCUCUGUGUACUUGGAAGAGACGUUGACUUCGGGUUGUAUCCUCGCGCGCACUGCGCUUGACGCAACGUCCUCGUGCCAGCCGGCUGUUUGUCGUCGCGUGCUUGUUGUUUAAGGACAACUCACUCACACUUUUUUAUCCCAAGAUGGUCAGGCCUGUAUCUCAGCUGCUCCAGACUGUGACGUUGCUUUCUGGGCUGAUGAUCUACACAGUUUCACAAAGAGGAGCAGAAAAGAAGCCAAACUUUAUCAUCAUGCUGGCAGAUGAUAUAGGCUGGGGAGACCUAGAUGUUAACCAACCAGAGAAAUACACAAAUAAUACACCAAACCUCAACCAGAUGGCCCAUCAAGGGCUCAGAUUAACAGACUACCACUCCCCUGCUUCCACCUGCUCUCCAUCGCGUGCUGCUAUCCUGACCGGCCGCUAUGGCCUCAGAAAUGGAGUGACUCAUAACUUUGGUGUGAACUCUGUGGCUGGCCUGCCUCUGUCUGAAGUCACUUUGGCCCAGUUGCUGCAGCAGGCCGGUUACUACACCGCUGUUAUAGGGAAAUGGCACCUCGGACACAACGGACCUUACAGUCCAAACAACAGAGGAUUCGAUUAUUACUUCGGCAUUCCCUACAGUAAUGACAUGGGCUGUACUGAUACACCAGGAUAUGAUCUACCCCUGUGUCUCCCUUGUGUUUCAUCAGAACCUCAAGUGAUCAGACAGAGGAGGAGUUUUCACGGUGGCUGUUAUUCCAAGGUGGGACUUCCUCUGGUUGAAAACAGCUCCAUUGUGGAGCAGCCGCUGAACCUCUGGGCGCUAACAGAGAAGUACAGAUCUGCUGCUCUCAGGAUUAUACAAAGUGCAAGGGCCCGAGCACAGCCGUAUCUCCUCCUGGUGGCGUCGGCUCACAUGCACGUCCCUCUCGCCCCCGCGGUGGCAGAGCCUUCAGGCGACGAGGUGUACGCCGCCAGCCUGCGGGAACUGGACGGUCUGGUCGGGGCAUUAAAGGCUGCCGCCGAUGAGACGGAUAGAGGGAAUACUCUAAUCUGGUUCACUGGUGACAACGGCCCGUGGGAAGAAAAGUGCCAGUUUGCAGGGAGCGUUGGGCCUUUCACUGGAAAAUGGCAGACCAGCAAAGGCGGCGGAUCAGCUAAGCGGACUACAUGGGAGGGCGGUCACAGGGUGCCAACUGUGGUGUACUGGCCAGGCAGGAUCCCUGCAAACACCACCAGCUCAGCGCUGCUCAGUGGUAUGGACAUCUUUCCAACAGUUCUGUCUCUGGCAGGCGUAGCGCCCCCUGCAGACAGGCGUUACGAUGGAAUCGAUGCCAGCGGCGUUCUGCUGCGCGGCGAAAAGUCUGGUCACGAGUUCCUCUUCCACCCCAACAGUGGCGCUGCAGGAAAGUUCGGGGACUUGCAAACAGUUCGAGCCGGAAAACACAAAGCUUUCUACAUCACAGGUGGAGCAGCAGCUUGCAGCGGCAGCACUGGCCAGGAGCAGCUCCACGAUCCACCUCUGAUAUUUGACUUGGAUCGUGAAGAAGCCGAGGAAACACCCCUGCAGUUCGCCACAGCUGAGUACAGGGCGAUUGCAGAGAGGGUAGCCCGCAAAAGAGAGGAACUCCUGUGGGACAUCGCCACUGAUGGAUCGGUGUCCACAGCGGACUACAGCCAAGAUGAAUCAGCGGCGCCGUGCUGUGAUCGGAGACAGGCCGUGUGUCGAUGCCACACCGUGUGCAGAGGCCCGGAAGAAACAUUAAUAACAGGCACAAGGAACGGGCCAUGAGGAGUUUUUGUUUGGUGGUGAGGUUAGCAUGGGAAGUGCCUGCUCCGUACCUCCCUCAUGGAUACAGUCCAGUUUGUCCACAGCUGUGA
Molecule: messenger RNA, 2310 nt
Organism: Xiphophorus maculatus (southern platyfish)
Lineage: Eukaryota; Metazoa; Chordata; Actinopteri; Cyprinodontiformes; Poeciliidae
Gene: arsg
Product: arylsulfatase G
Exons: 12
Coding region: 593-2221 (542 amino acids)
Molecular function (GO): arylsulfatase activity
Source: RefSeq, a predicted model, not a curated record